AAAAUGACACCCUCAUCACUAUUGUUUUCCUUCAACGUUUCUCUCAAAGCACUUCUCUCUCUUUCCCUCAAAAUUCCGUUUCUCUCUUUAAUGCCCAAAGUUGCAGAAGUUCAUCUCCCUACAUCUUCUCUCUCUCCUCUCUCUCUAAAAAAACCCACAGAUCUGAAGCCCUAUUUCCCAAUUCAGCCCCAACCCACCGAUCUAAAAAACCCACAGAUCUCAAUAUCUCUCUCUACCUCGUCUGUCUUUCUUCCCACUUCCUUCCUGCACGACCUUCCUCUCUCUCUCUCUUCUUCUUCCUCAUUGCUCCCAAAAUCAAAAGCAUCUUCGCCAUUGCUCCCAGAAUCAAAAGCAAUGGCAGAUGAUCUAAGGUCAAAGGCCGCUCAAAAACCCCAAAUCAUGAGGAAUCUCUAAAACCCCAUAUUUCCAUCAAGAAUUUGUUCAAAACCCAAAAUCAAAUUGGGCAUUGUUCUACUAUUUCAACUGCUAUCAAAGACAUUAAUAUUACAACUCAUGAAGAAAUGGAGAAUAUGGAUAUCUUUCAUGUAGACCCCUACUUAGAAAAGUGUAAGGAUCAUCUGUUUUAUAAAUGGAGUAGAUAUACAUACCAUAGAAUCCCACUGAAAGCAUUUAUUUGUUUUUAUCUUUACUUUUUAGAGACAAAUUCGACAAAUUUUCUGUUAAUAAAUCUAGUUCUAUUGAAAUUUUUAGAUUGUUUUUUUCCUCUAAUUUAACUGUUUUGGGAAUGGGGGGCAUCGUAAUGGCUAGUCUGUUACUUAUUUUGCUUCAAUAAUUCAUUUACUUCAUAGUGCUUCUGUUUAACUUCACAUCAUGAUUGGUUCAGGUUUCAAUAUCAUUUUUAUUGCAAACAAUCCUUUAUGAUUCGCCUCAUAUAGUGCCUAUGAUGGGAUUAAAUAUAAGUUGUGUUCAACUAUGAAUAGUUAUAUAACACUUCCAAUGCUUAAAUUAGAGUAGUGUUCUGUAGAUUGAUGUAAUAGUGUUGAACCUCAUCAUCUUUUAUGCAGUAGUGAACAUGGAUGAAAAAAUGUUCUUGUGUAUAUAUGGGGGUGAACUUUACAAUAACUUUGAUGGUAGUAUGGAGUAUGUUAGGGGCAAUUCAUGUACUUCUUCAGUUCAUCGACAAACGAAGUUGGAUGAGAUAAAGGAAGAUGUGGCAAAUCAAUUCUCCAUAGAGUCUUCUAGAGUGUCACUUAAGUACAUCUUCCCGAGUAACAAGAGAUGCCUUGUUACCUUAUUUAAUGAUCGUGAUGUAGAAAGGAUGUUAUUUGUACAUGAAGGUUGCAAUGAGUUAGAAAUCUAUGUUUUUGAUGGAUGUGAACGCAUGAGUGGUGUUUCUGUGGUCAAUGGUAACACAAGGGACAACGAGUUUGUGCAGGCCCUGCCCUCUUCUUCAAAUGUUGAGGAAGGCAACAAUGAACAUAAUAUGCCUCGUUUGCUCUGCACAUGGGAGAACUUAUUAAUCGAUAUCGGUCAAGAAUUCCCCAAUAUAUCUAAAUUUCGUGAUGCACUUUGUAAGUAUGCAAUGGUGCAUCACUUUGAGGAUGUUUACAUAACUAAUGAGAACUACCAGGUGCAGGCGAAAUGUAAGAAUGAUAAUUGCAAUUGGGAGAUUGAUGUUUGUAAAGUUGGGCAUUUGACGAUGUUCAAAAUUGAGACAUGGAGGAGAGAACAUUCAUGAGGUGGUGGGGCUAACAUCAAUGUCCAUAAGAGAACCUCAAAACAGUGUAUUGCUAACCUAGUGAAAAGCAAGUUGGAUGAUACCCCACGGUACAAGCCCCGAGAGAUGAUAAAGGACAUAGCUCAAGAUUAUGGGAUAAAGCUUCCAAAUCUCAAGGUAUGGCGGGGGAAGGAGAUCGCAAUGAUUGAGUUGCAUGGUACCGAAGAAGAUGCUUAUAAUCGGUUCCCAGCAUACCUCAAUCACCUAUUAGAGACAAAUCCGAUAAGACAUGUGACAAUGCAAAAAGGGUCAGACAAUAAAUUUCGUCGAGUUUUCAUAUCACUUGUUGCUUCAACAUAUGGCUUUAAAAAUGGAAACUGUCCAAUUAUCUUCCUUGAUGGAACACAUUUGAAAGCUCGAUUUCUUGGUACAUUUGCUUGCCGCUACAUCUAUAGACUCCGAGGAUCAAAUGUUUCCACUUGCAUAUUCUCUCGUUGAUGCAGUGGAUUCUGACAAUUGGUUUUGGUUUCUAGAAAACUUGAAAAAUGCUAUUGGGAUGGAUCAACCAAUCACAUUUAUUUCCGAUAGACACAUUGGGCUCGUCGACAAUGUAUCAGAUGUGUUUCGAAAUUCCCAUCAUGCUUUUUGUGAGCGUCACAUGACAAAAAAUCUUAGGAAUGGCAUGAAACAUAUUCGCAAUGAUGUUAAAAAUGCCAUUAUAUCUGCUUUCCAAGGUGUCACACGUUCAUUUUGGCGAGAGGAGUUCAACCUAAGGAUAGCAGACAUUCAAAACUAUUCUCAAGAAGCAUUUACGUGGGUAGCUACAUCAACUCCAGAGCGCUGGGCAACUUCAAUAUUUAGGGGAAAGCGGUUUGGACAAGUUACAACCAUUGUCGCAGAUUCCUUCAACAACUGGAUUCUAGAAGCUCGAGAACUCCCAAUAUUGUAAUGCCUUGAAAAAAUUAGGAAGCAAAUGACCCAAUUAAUGGCAGAGUGCCUUUUGGAGGCUCAGAAUUGGAUAACUACAUUAACACCGUCUGUGGAAAAGAGUUUGGCAACAAUUGUAAAGACUUCUCUCUCAUUGCGUAUAGCUGCACAAUAAAUAUAAGCACACGAGAGUGUGAGUGUCAGGCUUGGCAGGCAUUGGGCCUGCCACGUAAGCAUGCAUGUAAAUCCCUUCAGAUGGUUAAUAGAAAUUUAUACGAGUAUUGUGAUGACUACUUCACAGUUGCAAAGUACAAAGAAAGUUAUGCCAAACCGGUAUGGUCAGUCUCAUAUUUUGAUAUGUCUUUGCAAGGAUAGUCAUCUUCUUAUGAGCCAGAGAUACUACCUCCACGCACGAAACUUCCUCCUGGGAGUCCCAGGAAGAAACACAUUGAGUUGCAAGAGGUGGAAGUAAGGCCUCUUCACUGUAAUAGGUGUGGCCAGGAUCGACAUAAUAGAGCUACAUGCAGGGCAGUUCUUUCAUGAGAGGUUAUUGUGCUAACAAAAGAACUCUUGGUGACAACAUGACAGGCAGAGCCAACUGACUAUAGGAAAUCAAAGGAAGAGAAGAUGAAUAGAAUGUAAUAUAUGAAAAAGAGGCAAUAGGGCUCAACAAUCUGGACUUGUGAUCAUUUGGACACAAUGACUUCAUUUUUAUCUCAAUUUAGUUUUUGUUUAGGACAGCAAAGUAAUCUUAGUUUGUACUCUCCUUAUAGACUUCAUAUUGUUUCAGCAUUACAAUUGCAUUUUAUCCAUUGAUCCAUUCCUCUU
Messenger RNA from Amborella trichopoda, 3433 nucleotides. Lineage: Eukaryota; Viridiplantae; Streptophyta; Magnoliopsida; Amborellales; Amborellaceae. The record is from RefSeq and is a predicted model, not a curated record.